Molecule: messenger RNA, 1159 nt
Organism: Truncatella angustata
Lineage: Eukaryota; Fungi; Ascomycota; Sordariomycetes; Amphisphaeriales; Sporocadaceae
Exons: 2
Coding region: 178-993 (271 amino acids)
Source: RefSeq, a predicted model, not a curated record
UUGCUGUAUUAAGGGAGCUCUGUGAAAGGCUCAGAAGCUCAAUCGGACCACACAUUCGUCAGCUGUCUCGAGGCCGGGUUUGCACUCUCAAAUAGACGUCGCCACAGAAGCGAGUCUUCGGGGAGCUGAGCAUCGCAAUACGUCAAGCAGCAUUCCUCUUUCUUAUUCUCUUGAUCAAUGGCCGACCCUACCUCGGCAGAAGCAGGAGCGUCGUCCGCGUCGGGCUUUGAUCCGGCCAGGGAGUUCCCAAACAUCGUUUGGAAUUUCGACAACCUCCAGGACCCGGCGGCCGCCGCCACUGCCACUGCCGUCCCCACCGAGGUCGCGGUCCCAGAUCCGGAGUCAGACGUGGAGAUGAGCGGAAGGGGCAUCAUGACCGCCCCUCCCACGCCGUCGGCGCCCCCGUCAGCGCAGCCCACCGCCGAGGCUGCGUCUCCGGCGAAGAAGGCGAGGAGCACGCCCGCCAAGCGCAAGGCGGCGCCGGAGGUGGUGGCGGUGGAGGGAUCCUCUAGAAAGAAGGCCAAGACCGCCAAUUCCCGCCCCAAGAGCGACGCCAGGCAAAAGCCAUCGGCACCCGUCGCGCCGGCUGCCCCCAAGGAGGAUAAGGUCAAGGCCAGGGCGGCCAAGAACCUGGCCAGGAAGGAGACGAAGCGCGACAACCGGCGGCUGAAGCGCAAGGAGAUCCGGUCCAAGCACGCAGGCGAGGGUCGGGACCAGUCCGCAGGGGCGGAGGAAGUGGUGGAGGUGCUCGGGAAGCCCGAGGUUGUGGUCCUGGAGGCUGCCGCAGGGGAUGCCGAGGAUACCGACGCACCUGAGAGCAAGGCUCAAUCGAAUGCUACAGGGGUCCAGGAGAGUGCUUCUAGAGCUGCCGCCCCAGCGGAUAAGCGCGAAGGUGAGGUUUCGGAGCCAGCUACACAGGAUGCCGAGAAAGUUGAAACGCCCUUCUCAGGCCGAAUGACUAGAAGACGGGCCAAGAUGGCAGGUACCAGUUGAAUAUAGGACUAGACAGAGGGUUUGGGUUUUUAAUUGGUUAAGAUAUAUGGCGUUAUACAACAAUUAAUGGUCGAAAUGGCGCCCUGAUCAUGUCUUCCCACGGUUCAUUAUCAAUCUAAUUAUUGAUAUAUCGCGAUUAGAAUACAAGUCAGGAGUUGUGCAUUCC